This is a messenger RNA of Symbiodinium pilosum, 354 nucleotides long. NCBI's taxonomy places the organism in Eukaryota, Dinophyceae, Suessiales, Symbiodiniaceae. The record is from the annotation of a GenBank genome assembly.
AUGCGAAACUGGGGCCGGGACACCUUCAUUGCACUCAAGGGCUGCCUGCUGGUUACCGGGCACUUUCAGGAGGCUAGGGACACACUUCUGGUCUAUGCCAGCGUGAUUCGUCACGGCCUUUGCCCCAAUCUCCUUGAUGCCGCGAACCGUCCCCGCUACAAUGCCCGCGACGCCACAUGGUUCUUCAUGCAGGCAAUCCAGGAUUACGUGGCGGAAGCGCCAGAAGGCAUGGACUUCCUGUCUGCCCCUGUAAGCCUGAAGUGGGCUGUCAAGGACUGGGACCCAGAUCUGGCCCAUGUGGAGGUCAAGACCAUCGCAGAUUUGAUCCAUCUCAUAUUCUCUGCCCACGCGAAG